This is a messenger RNA of Microdochium trichocladiopsis, 930 nucleotides long. RefSeq names its product putative aldo-keto reductase. The transcript has 4 exons. Bases 1 to 930 code for a protein of 309 amino acids. Gene Ontology annotation, molecular function: oxidoreductase activity. The record is from RefSeq and is a predicted model, not a curated record. NCBI's taxonomy places the organism in Eukaryota, Fungi, Ascomycota, Sordariomycetes, Xylariales, Microdochiaceae.
AUGUCCAAACAUCCGGCACUUGGCAUCACCUCCAGUCUCCCCCUCAUCACCGCGACAAACCCAGACAAGCACAGCGAAGAGCCUGGCAGAGAAUACAGGAGAAUUCCCAUCCUCGGCCUAGGUGUAUACCGCAUCAAGCCGUCGCCAGACGGGGUAUGCCAGGCUGCGUGCCGCGCCGCCCUUGAGGCUGGAUACCGCCACAUUGACACGGCCAGGCUAUAUCGAAACGAGCCACAGGUCUGUCGUAUAAGCACGACCGACCGCACGCUGUCAAGGAAAGAUAUCUUCUUGACGACAAAGAUUCGCGAAAGCACGGGUGAUGAAGAGCGGGACUACAAGACGGCGCUGAAGUGCGUCGAGAGGCUGGCUGGCACAGCGGAAUCAUGCGUCCCAUACGUCGAUCUCCUCCUCAUUCACCAGCCUCCAUCCACCCUCCAGGCCCGCAAGGCUCUCUGGCACGCCCUUGAACGCCUCCAGCGCGAAGGUCGCGCGCGCAGUAUCGGCGUGAGCAAUUACCGCAUUGAGCACAUUGAGGAGAUGAAGACCUACGCCAGGAACACUUGGCCGCCAUGCGUCAACCAGAUCGAAGUACAUCCUUGGUUUCAACAGGCUGAGUUGACCGAGUACUGCGCUUCGCACGGGAUUGUCGUUGAGGCUUUUGCUCCUCUUGCGCAAGGAAAGUAUUUUGUGGACAACAAGAGUGCCCUGGUUCGAAUUGCACGGAAGCAUGGCAAGACGCGGGCGCAGGUGCUGAUCCGGUGGAGUCUGCAGAAGGGGUUUGUUGCCCUGCCCAAGAGCUCUAGACCGGAGAGGAUACGCGAAAAUGCCGACGUCUUUGAUUUCGAGCUUGAUGGUGCCGAAAUGAGCGCCCUUGGUGGGCUUGAUCAUGGUGGGACGGCGGGAGCGACGUACAAAUGGAACAAAGCCUGA